AUACCCGAAAGACUUGGCUGUGAUAAUUGUCAAGGUAAAAGGUCGAGAAAACACAUUCAAGGAUGUGAGAGUGCGAAAGAAAAAAGUACAGAAUGCUUUAGUUUGGCUGAUAAUAAUAACCCACAUUAUUCUGAGUUAUUAAUUAAUGAAGAUGCAUUAAAUUCAUUACCUGAAAAUGGUGUAUCACCAAACCUCAUGACUGUUGAGACUGAUGAUGAUAUAGUCUCAGAUGACAAUUGUUCUCCUGAUGCAGGUCCUCCUACAGAUAACCCAUCAGAGGAUAUUGUUUAUAAUGACUCCACUGAAAUGAGUAGCUUUUUACCUGUUGGCGAACAACAACAACAGGAAAUUGAAGCUGUAAGAAAUCAGCUGUCUGAAAAUGACCCAAUGCUGUGGCCCUCAGUUGAAAAUGAACCAUUUAAUGAGUAUCAGGUAUCACAUCUGGCCACAAUGGCUUUCCCAACUUUAUUUCCAGAUGGGAAAGGUGAAGGUAAUAAAGGACUUCUCAGGGAUGUCCCUUUUCAGGAAAGAAUAAAGCAUCUUCUAAAAUUUGCUGAAAUUAUUGAUGGUAAAUGGGUAUACCGUUUUGCUAACCACCCCCGAUUUUCAUAUUGGGCGUUUAAGGUUACAGGAUACCCUAGACAUGCCUUUCGGGAGAUCCACUGUAACUUGAUCAAUUUUAAUCCAAAUUCCAUCAAAUUUUCACCAAAUGUAGUUAGAUAAAUGUAGUAUACGAUGUUCUUAUCAUAUGCACGAAAGAAUAAAUACUUAUUCAGAUAUUUGCCGAAGUCUAAAAUCGCGGUACUUCCGCACCGUGAAGUUUGUUAGACGCCGGUUUUACUCAAAUCCUAUAAAAACAUCAUUUUUACUCUUCUCAAAGGUUGUUCUAAAAAACGUUGUUCGCGUUUUGUAGUUGCUUUAGGGGUUCAUUAGUUACGGCAUAUUCAUUCCAGACCUAUGCUAUAUUGCAACUAAUUGACAACAAAAAGCUUGUAACUUGCUUAUUAUUUGAAUAAAAAGCUCGCGCGCACACCGUUUUGUAGCCGAAAUAUGUACCUAUGCUGUGUGGACAUUUGACAAAAAUCGGUUAAAACGCACGCUUAACAAACUUUAUUUAGUGCGUGUAUUCGACUCAAAACUCAAGUGCCUCAAAACGCGCUUUGAAAAUUUCGCGGGUUUUCUUUCAGUGUAAUCAGGUACUCCGCCUACUGUGACGUACUGUCAUUAUAAAGUUAAUCCGAUGACAGAUAACGUUUGCGGCAAGGCCACAAUAUAUAAUCAAGUCAUAUCUAAACGAAAAGAAAAAGCUGAGGCUUAAAAUAAGACAAACCAACGCGCCACAAAAAAGCGCAGAAUCUCAAAAGCGACAAAAAUGCAGAACGAUAGAAUUCAGCUGAUGGCGAUGUGGACCACAAAGAAAAACUAAUGGCAACGAUGAAAGAUAAAGCCUUAAAGGGUAAGGAAACUUAGUUUAUCGCAUUUUGAUCCGACGAUAUUUUGCUAGUUGACGUUAUAGAAAGCCAUGCAUUUGUUCUCUCUCUUCAGUUACGAUGGAACAAACUUUAUUAAGAAUAUUGAGGCUGGUGUUGAAGAUCGGCUAAAGAAGCGUGGUAAACCUCCUAGAAUUGUACGGUAUUUUUCUAUUGUCGAUGGGUACACGCGCUGAUCGUAAGUUUUGAAUCAGUUAUUUAUUUAUUUAUUAUUUAUUUAUCAGCUUUAUUGGACAAAUAUAGUAACGUUUACAAGUUUAAGUCCAAAGGGGAUAGCGCAAACGGGACAACGAGACCCAUGCUAGGCGCACCCCCACAAAAAAAAAGAAGAAAAAAAACCCUAACCUAAUUUAUUGUAUACAAAUAUAUAUUACAUAACAUGCAUUAUUGCAGGGGCAAUUAUGUUAUAUACAUAAUUGCACCUGGUUCGCUGGAUUUUUGCGGUUUUAGUACGCCGCGCAUCGUAAUGUUUUUGGAAAUAAAAGGCUUUAUUGUAAAAUGUCAUUAAAUUUUCGUUAAUUUAUAGAAACAAGGAAUCGGUCCCAAGGAUGCGGCUUAUAUCCUGUCGAAGUACUAAAUUUCCUGAGCGAUAUAUCGUGGUGACGUAAAAGGAGUAAUAAUUUAAUAAUUUAAUUUAAUAAAAUACCGAUUUGUAACCUUUAGGUUAAAUUACAUCAGUAAAAAGUCUCAUUAUACUACAAUAUGAAUAUCUAAAUGCAUAAAAUUAUUCAUAACUUCAGUUGAAAAAGUUAUAGAGUUCAAAUUUAAAAAUAUUAAAAUUAUGGUCUAUUCAUAUGUGAAACCAUCUGUGGAAAAAACGAUUUCAUAUAUCUGUCCGUUUUACAACUAUAGUUAUUAUAAUCGCUUCCAUAACGUGUAUUAUAGUUAUGUUCAAGUUUAGGCGGUAAGAGGUCACCCAAUUUGUCUCCAUGUGCAUUUUUAACAAAAAAACGUUCGCAUAAUAAUCGCCGCCAUAAUAAUCGAGAGAUAAGAGAAGUGAGUUUGAUAUUCUGUACGCAAAGCCAAAGGUCACUAUAAAAGCCGCGCAGGGAACGAAAGGGCUAAUUCGAUCUAAUAAAGCUUUCAGUUCCAGUUUUCCGGUUAGUCAUGCACUUGUGGCUAAAUUAGUAAAUAUGGCAAAAAUCAUAAGUCACCAGUCGUCGUUUUUAUUCUGCUUCUAGGAUGCUUACAAUAUUGAGCUGGACAUCUUUUGUGAAGCUUUGAAGAUCCCGAAGUUGUGUGUAGACUAAUAGUGUUAAUCGAGGUGUUAAUCAAAUAUGACUAUGUUUUUAUUGCUUUUGCCAGAAUCAGCUUUUAUUCGCGGCAUUUUUUCAGCAAAGAUUUCAGUGCAAGAGAAAUGUGCGUCUACAACCGCAUGUUGUGAUAACGGAAUACGAGAUGACAUAUACACUAAUUGAAUUGCACAAGGUGUCGAUUUUCUGUCAAACACAUUUUCCGCCAAACAUAUAGACUUCAAUCGCGUUUUACUAAAUAACCUGUUUAAUUUUAAAGAUACUGAUUUACAUUUUUUUCCAGAUGACAGGUAUGCUCAAAAGCAACAAGAACAUGUAAAGAAAAAAAAAUUCAAAAUUUUUACGUUCUAGGGUAUCCUGUAACCUUAACAUGAUUCAACGAAAAAGAGUCUUACAGCAAAGUGGAAUAUUCUUAAAACAGAACCCAGGUGAAGCUCAUCUAACUAUUGAUGAACUGCGUGAAAUGGCUGCCAGUAACAAUGCAAAUUUGUUUUUGUCUAAAGUGUCGAGAUAUGUUGGAAAUAUUGCAGGUACUAAUGCUUACUGGAAUAGAGUAAGAGAGGAACUCAAAGCUAUAAUAACUAGUGUUGGAGCACCAACAUUAUUUUUCACUUUUUCCUCUGCAGAUAUGCAUUGGCCUGAGUUACAUGCUUUAUUUAAUACUGGUACUAACUUUGAAACUGGUAAUUCUGCCAGUGAAGUAAGACGACAAAAUGUGAUCAACAAUCCCCAUGUUGUAGAUUGGUUUUUCACCCAAAGAUUAGAAAGCUUUGUAAAACACUGGCUUUAUGACACACUUGGUGCAAAAUGGCACUGGUUUCGAUAUGAAUAUCAAGGUAGAGGUACUAUCCAUUGUCAUGGUACUGCUAAACUAAAUAAUGACCCAGGUUUGUGUCAACUUACUAAGACUGCUUUGAAAGGUUUCUUAGCUCAAAAGUUUAAAGAUGAAAAUGAUUGUUCUGACACAACUGAACUAGACCAGGAUAUUGAAGCUGGUCGGAAAUUUAAAGCAGCUGACACGGUAUGUCAGUAUGUUGAUUGGUUGUUAUCGACUGUCAAUCCUAAUCCACCAGACGAGGACAUAUGGAUAAUACCUGAAGUUCAUCCAUGUCAAAAAAGUCAUCACGACAUUCCUGACCAUGAAAAAUUAUCAGAUUAUGUAGAUCUAUUAAACAUGGUUCAACGACACACUCGUUGUAGUACAAGCUAUUGUCUUAGAAAAAAGUCGAGUGAAACUGAGUUGAAAUGUAGAUUUCAUUUCGCUUUUGAUCAUUCUCCUAAGACAAAAUUAGAAUUUGAAAAAAUGCACACUUCAGGUGAUAAUGAACAUUAUCGAGCUAAGAUUGUGACUAAACGAAAUGACUCAAGGUUAAAUAACCAUCAACAACUUCAGCUCCAAGGAUGGAGAGCUAACUGUGAUAUUCAAGUUGUUAUUGAUCACUAUGCUUGUGUUGAAUAUCUCACAAAAUAUGCAGCUAAAAGUGAACCAAGAUCACCUAUAUUGAAACAGGCAUUCAAUUCUAUUGUGCAAAAUGUUGACAGUAAUACUGACCCUCGUAGAGCUAUUAAGAAAGUAGUUAUGAAAUCUCUUGGUGAAAGGGAUUAUGCAGCUCAAGAGACAAUGCAUCAUUUGUUGUCUUUAAAACUCCACAGCUCAUCCUUUAAAGUGAUGCCAGUUAGUCUAAAUGGUUCACGAAGAGUGCGUGAUACUGCAAGUAUUGACGAGAGUGAAUCGUGCACUGAUUAUUCACUUCUUGAUGUCUAUACUAAUCGUGAACA
This is a messenger RNA of Paramuricea clavata, 4522 nucleotides long. Lineage: Eukaryota; Metazoa; Cnidaria; Anthozoa; Malacalcyonacea; Plexauridae. The record is from the annotation of a GenBank genome assembly.